AAGUUUUAACAAUUAUCGGAGAUAUUUUGAAAUAUCUGCUUAACGUUUUUCAAGUGAAAUAGUAGGAAUAUACGUAGCUUUACAUAGAGCUGUAAUAACUUUAAAAUAAAGUUUCAUUUAUACGAAAAACAUUUGGUGAUGAUCAAUAGACACAUUUGCAUCAAACUUCAAGAGUAAUAAUACUAAGCCUUCGCAAUUACCUAGCACUUAAUUAUUUGUUAAAAGAAACUUCAUUGAUAAAAUAAUUUUACAAUGUCAGAAUCAGAUAUUAAGUCGUUUCAGAAGGCUGCUGGCGAUUAUACCGAAGUGAAAAUGUUAGAUGGAAAUUUGGAACCAACGGUAGAUUAUGAUGACAAUAAUUUAUGUAAGAUUAAAUGUGCAACUAGCGAUGAUAAUAAGUCAAAAAAGAACGAUAAUGCUGACACGAAGGAAACUGGAGAGUUUAAUAAUAAAGAGUCCAUUCCAAGUGUACGGGAGGAAAUAUCGAAGCGACCGAAUGACUUUUAUAAGAAGCUCGAGGAGACUCAACGGAAACUCUCCAACCUUCUAUUAUCUCCUGACAAUUUAGCUAAUGGCUUAGCCAAUUGCUCUGAGUAUGGAAAUUUGCGUUUCGAGCUUGAAGAUUUGAAAAAUACCCUGUCGCAAACAAAAGUUAUGUUGGAGGAUCGCGACCGACGUAUUUCAAAUCAACAGAACCAAAUAUCCGCCUUCAUCAAGCAAGUGAAUUCUCUGAAAGAGGUCAUUGCCAUUACCAAGGAUAUGCUUAAUAUUCGCAAUAUGGAGGUGAAACAUCUCCAGGAGGACGUUGACAAGAUGGAGACAAAAAUUACGGCCGAACGCGAUAGGCACAAUGCUAUGAUUGGCAAGAUGGAUGCUGCGGUGCGUCUGAAUGCCGAUUUAAAAAAGGAAUAUCAAACGCAAUUACAGCUCUUUCAAGAUUUGAGGGGAAAAUAUGAAGAAAAGGUGACAAUACUCAGCGAGGAAAACAAAGCCCUGGAGAUGGCAAUUCAGGCGCAACCGGCCCAAUGACUAGUAUACCGACUAUUCAAAUCUGUUAAAAAGAAUCCAUGAUUAUAUUUUAUACUUAUGGCAGCUAUUUUUCUUUUGUACUCACUUAUUAGG
Ceratosolen solmsi marchali is the source of this 1122-nucleotide messenger RNA. Its product is annotated as tropomyosin. The coding region runs from base 253 to 1029 and encodes 258 amino acids. The transcript has 3 exons. Lineage: Eukaryota; Metazoa; Arthropoda; Insecta; Hymenoptera; Agaonidae. The record is from RefSeq and is a predicted model, not a curated record.